UGGCUCUAAGGAGGCUUAAUUAUUACGAUCGCACUUUUUCUGGCUUAUGGAAGUUCAGAGACGAGCGACACCCGAUUGAUGUUAAGCUUAUCAUUGAGGAAAGUACACACCAGGCUGGGGCGUACGAAGAGAAACUAGGCAAGCGACAUGUUUCAUACAUCAAUGGCGCUCUCAAUGAACUAGGCAAGCAUCGUUAUAUUCGGAAGAGGACUGACCCCAAUGCUAAGACGGCGUACGUCACCAUUCAGGACAGCCUAAGACCGAUGCUCAGAUCUGUCGACCGAGUGGUACAAGACCCCGCGCACAGCGGCCUGUCGCCAUUCGACCAACACCGAGCCAUUUGCAAGCAUCUGCGUCUGCGCCUGCACAAGGUUUAUCAGAAGCGGACCACAAAAGCCCAGGAUGCUGAAUUAGCUCUGGACGUGCGUGAUGAGAACGACGACCUCAAAGAUGCGAUAAGAGAACACGAGAAGAAGUGCUCGCUCGGGUUUGGAAUGCUUUCUGGUGAAGUUGAGGUGGAGGACGAAGAAGAGGAUGCUAUGGAGAUCGACGACCAGUUUGUUGAAGGCUCGUCUGCUGGUCCUCAAGUUCCGCCCAGCACGCCGCCCCGUCAAUCUCCACCACCGCUGAGCAACAACACGACCGUCAUUUAUCCAACUCCCCGAUCGCCUUCAAGAGCAUCCUCCUCUGGAAACUCAAUCUACCAGACUCCAACUCGUGGCCCUACUCCUGGGCCUUCCAGGUUCUCUGGUGCUUUUGAGUUCAAUGGCAUACAGGAGGAAGAUCACAUGGCGCCUAUCGUUGCGCGGCCACUGCCUCAAACACCCAUACGCCGCUCCGAGUCGUUAAACAACCCUGCUGCGUACCCCAGCCCUCAGUCUCUGCCUCGUCGGCCCACUCCUCCAAGGACCUCGCCGCCGCCGACUCCUGAGAGCCCAACACAACGAUCUUCUUCAGAAGCUGAAGCUGGGCCUUCAGGUACCCAAGAUGACGAUGAUGAUUUUGCGAUGGAUAUCGACGACAGCACGCCUGUGAAUCACGACGCUAAGCAAUGGGGAUAUUGGAAAGCUAUGUGGUCCUAUUCCGACAAGAAGUUCCAGAAAGAAGUGACCGCGCACCAAGCCACAAAGACGCUAUUUGGCAAGGCGAAGGACGCAGUAGUUUACUACAAGGGGCUAGCGGCGUCGUACGCUGAUAGCGCGAUGGAACGGGCUCUUGCGUUGAAGGAGAAGGCGAUGGAUAGCCCACCAGGCCUGGAUCUCGACUUCGACGUAUGAA
This is a messenger RNA of Cyclocybe aegerita, 1278 nucleotides long. Lineage: Eukaryota; Fungi; Basidiomycota; Agaricomycetes; Agaricales; Hemipholiotaceae. The record is from the annotation of a GenBank genome assembly.